Molecule: messenger RNA, 1291 nt
Organism: Aspergillus pseudotamarii
Lineage: Eukaryota; Fungi; Ascomycota; Eurotiomycetes; Eurotiales; Aspergillaceae
Product: putative protein kinase
Exons: 4
Coding region: 72-1286 (404 amino acids)
Biological process (GO): protein phosphorylation; regulation of mRNA processing; spliceosomal complex assembly
Molecular function (GO): ATP binding; protein kinase activity
Source: RefSeq, a predicted model, not a curated record
UGAGUUGAGUAUAUAUUCUCCAAUUUAAUGAAAGUAUUAUAAAUCUGUCAUUGCACCACUGUAUCUUGACUAUGAAUCGGUUCCCUCGACUUCGUCGAUUCCUUUGGCAGCCACCAUCUCCUCCACGAAUACCCAAGUCUUCCGGAUUUCCUAUAUUAGACCCCACCAUAAAAAUUGAGGAAGAGCGAAUGCCCGCAUAUGAUCGAGGCCUUUUCUAUCCAGUCAAAAUUGGGGAUGUUUUUGUGUCUAGAUAUCAGGUUCUCAGCAAGUUGGGAUUUGGCGCAAAUUCAACAGUUUGGUUUUGCCGUGACCUCCAUCAUCAUCGGUAUAUUGCACUGAAGAUUUACAUCUGCGGGUCUGAGGAUCGAGAAGUGCGUGUACUUAGGCAUCUUUCGGAUGUGAAAACGCAUCACCCCGGCAGCGCUCUCGUCCGUAAGAUGAUAGAGGAGUUUGAAAUUGCGGGGCCGAGUGGCAGCCAUCAAUGCAUUGUUCAUGAACCGCUUUUAACAAGCCUUUUACAUUUUCAGGCAACCUUGAAUCCAAAGAGCCUUCCCGAGGACUUAUUGAAAGGAGUACUACAACAACUGUUACUUGCUCUGGAUUAUCUACACACAGAAGCCCAUGUAAUACAUACUGAUAUACAAGCCAAGAAUAUUAUUAUUGGUUCUAAAGAUGAUUCCAUUUAUCGCGAAUGGGAAAACGACGAGGAAACUGAGCCCAGCCCGCAGAAGAUUGAUGGCUCCUAUACUGUCUACAAGUCUCGGCCGUUCCUUCGUAAGAAGGGUUGGAGCGGUUUUGGAAUGCCACUUCUCUCAGACUUCGGCGAAGCGCGUCUAGGGGACGUGCAUGAUGGAUUGAUCCAGCCAGACAUUUAUCGUGCGCCUGAAGUCAUCCUUGGGAUGAAUUGGACGUCAAAAGUUGAUAUAUGGAACGUUGGAGUGCUAGUCUGGGACCUAUUUGAGGACCACCAUUUGUUUGAUGGUAGGGCACCCAACGGGAAUCACUCAGAUGUACACCUUCUUGCUGAAAUGGUAGCUAUGCUGGGCCCUCCACAAUGUAAUUUUCUUCGCAAGUCUCCUCAGAGUCAAAAGUACUGGGAUUCCAUGGGGCAAUGGACAGCUGCCGUAGAAGUACCGCACUAUUCAUUAGAGGAAUCGGAAGAAUACCUUGAGGGUGAAAACAAGGUGAUGUUUAUGCAGUUCAUCCGAAAAAUGCUACGAUGGGAUCCGGAGGAGAGGCAGAGCGCCCGCGAACUUCUAUCGGAUCCAUGGUUAACUGCCCAGUGACAGAC